This is a messenger RNA of Microthlaspi erraticum, 447 nucleotides long. NCBI's taxonomy places the organism in Eukaryota, Viridiplantae, Streptophyta, Magnoliopsida, Brassicales, Brassicaceae. The record is from the annotation of a GenBank genome assembly.
AUGUUCCAUGGAUUGCCAAGUGAAGACCCCAUUGACCACCUUGAUGAGUUUGAUAGGCUUUGUGAUUUGACAAAGAUCAAUGGUGUCUCUGAAGAUGCCAUCAAGCUGAGACUCUUUCCUAUGUCUCUAGCUGACAAAGCUCACCAAUGGGAGAAGAGCUUGCCCCAUGGCACAAUCACCACUUGGGAUGAAUGCAAGAAGGCCUUUCUUGCUAAGUUUUUCUCCACCGGUCGCACAGCCAAGCUUAGAGGAGAGAUAUCCAGCUUCAUCCAGCGAAACAAUGAGACAUUCGCAGAGGCUUGGGAGAGGUUCAAAGGCUACACAAGAUGUGAUGAUGGCUGGCAGCUUGUGGAGAACAUAGCUAACUCAAUGGAAGCUAUGGAGAAGAGUAUGAUCGCACCAACCGGAGCUCGACCCACCACUCGAUCGAGUCAGACGAAAAGUUGA